Molecule: messenger RNA, 1527 nt
Organism: Penicillium argentinense
Lineage: Eukaryota; Fungi; Ascomycota; Eurotiomycetes; Eurotiales; Aspergillaceae
Product: DUF5427 domain-containing protein MTC1
Exons: 2
Coding region: 1-1527 (508 amino acids)
Source: RefSeq, a predicted model, not a curated record
AUGCCUCCAAAGGGAGCCAAACCCACUAGCGACGAACUGCUAGCUCAGUUCGACAACCUUGGUAUCGACCAGUCCGACAAGGGCUCCAAGCGCGUCCCGGCACCAGCUGCCCCCGCGGCUGACAAUGCGAAGGCCGAGCAGGAGGAUAUCCUCGCUGAGCUGGACCACCUAGCUACGCAGCGACCGAGCAGUGGUCCCGGGACACCGCGUCUUUCGUCUGAUAAGGCUCGGUCCUCGACGCGGUCGCCGCGGCCUAGUGCGACGAUCGAUCGGGCUAGCGAGGACAAGACGCGCCAGUCGGAGGAGACUGGUCGGUCUUCUCGUGCUGGCGUCAAGCAGGAACAGCCUAAGACGGAGCCGGAAGAGGCUGCACCGCAGCAGCAGCAGGAGGGUGGUGGUUGGUGGGGAGGAAUCUUCGCAACUGCCAGUGCUACCGCUACUGCUGCUAUGAAGCAGGCUGAGGCUGCUGUCAAGGAAAUCCAAAACAAUGAGGAGGCUCAGCGCUGGGCGCAGCAAAUGAAGGGCAAUGUUGGUGCGCUGAGGGACUUUGGCGGCGAGCUUCGCAACAUGGCCAUCCCAACCUUCACCAACCUCAUUCACACUCUUGCGCCUCCCAUCUCCUCGCACGAACGUCUCCAGAUCCAUGUGACCCACGACCUCUCUGGCUACCCCGGCGUGGACCCGUUAGUAUAUGCUGUCUUCUCGCGCGUGAUGGCACAGGUCGAGGGUGGAGACCUGCUGGUCAUUCAGCGGGGUCAAGAGUCUGCUCCCAAGCGCGGUCUUGAUGUCGGCGGAUAUAUUUCUAGUGCUGGAUGGAGCGAUGGGCCUUGGUGGCGGACAGUGACACCCGGAACCCCGCGCACCAUCAAUGCGGUGCCCGGUACAAUCGAGGGAUCCAAAUUGGCCCGUGCAAGCGCCGAGUCCUACGCAACAGAGUACUUUGCUUCCCGAGGCGGAAUCGAAGAAGCCGCGAAGCAAGCCAGCGAGGUCCUGAGCGAAUCUAACCCGGUCCGCAGCAGUGAUAUCUUCCUGGCUAUCCAGGCUAUCCGCCAGACGGUCUCGACAGACCUCUUCCAGGCCGGCGCAUCAGGCGAGAAGCCCACCACACCCGGCGCGGUCGAUACCCCCGAGCCAGAGGAGGAGAUUUCAUUUGCUUUGUACCUCCAUGAUCCCGUGCACGGCAUUGCCUUUCACACCAUUUCCCAACCGGUUCCUCAGCAGUGGAUUGAAUGGCUCGACGCCUCCGCGCCGGCCCCGGAGAACCCGGACGCGGAGGACGCACAGGUCCCGCGCGCCGUUGUGCCCGAAGCUAUCGCCGAGAUCAUCGAGAGUGGAGGCGUGGACCCGCGCGAGUGGGUUGCCGAGUGGAUCGAGGAGACUCUUUCGCUCGCAGCGGGCGUCGUUGCGCAGCGGUACGUGGCUCGCCGUAUGGGUGUUGGCGAGGGCGGCAUUGGAAAGGGCAAGAUGCGGGCCGAGCAAGCGACGACUGUGGAGAGUGGUGCAGGUGAGGCUGCGCGCGCUUUGUAG